Messenger RNA from Naegleria gruberi, 1089 nucleotides. RefSeq lists its product as uncharacterized. The transcript has 3 exons. Gene Ontology annotation, molecular function: nucleotide binding. Bases 1 to 1089 code for a protein of 362 amino acids. The record is from RefSeq and is a predicted model, not a curated record. Lineage: Eukaryota; Heterolobosea; Eutetramitea; Acrasida; Naegleriidae.
AUGUCUCAAACGCCAUUCACACUCCGAUUCGGGAUACUUUCAACCGGAGCUAUUGCCAUGACUUUUUGUGAAUCAUUGCUGAAGAAUGAUUAUGGCCCAAAUUAUUCGGUCCAAGUAGUGGCAGUUGUAUCGAGAGAUUUGGAGAGAGGAAAACAAUUUGGUGAAAAACUCAAGCAAGAGGAUGGUGAUAUGAAAGUUUAUGCGUCCUAUGAUGAAUUUUUCUCUGAUGAAAAUGUUGAUAUUGUCUACGUGGCAUCACCUCACUACUUUCACUAUGAACAUUGUAAAAUGGCUUUAGAAGCUAAAAAGCAUGUCUUGUGUGAAAAGGCAUUUACAAUUAAUGCAAAAGAGGCAAAGGAAUUGGUUGAGUUGGCAAGGAAAAAUAAUGUCUUUUUGAUGGAAGGAAUGUGGACAAGAUUCUUCCCAGUCUCAAGAAGGAUUAUACAACUCAUUCAAGAGGGCAAGAUUGGACAAGUGAGAAAUAUCAAUGUGAGUUUGGGAUUUGUUGGAGAGAAACGUAAUUCAGAUAAGAAUCAUCGAUUGUAUAAUAUUGACCUGGGAGGUGGAGCUCUUUUGGAUUGUGGAGUGUACUGUAUUUCUGCCAUCUCAAUGAUUACAUCCUCUCUUGGUUACAAACUCUCCAAAGUCCAAUCAAGCAUGCACAUUAAUCCAGAAACCAAGACAGACGAUCAGUGUAGUGGAUUAAUUGAAUUCCAACACGAAAAUGGAAAACCAAUCUUUGGUACCUUCAAUUCUACCUUUGUCAAUGAAUGUACAAGAACUUUGGAAAUUUCUGGAACUGAUGGAAUGAUUGUGGUGAAUAAUUCAUUCCACAGACCUGUCAGUUUCUCCCUCAUCAAAUCUACAUCUGAAACUUUUGAAUUUUCUGGAAAGGGUGUUGAUUAUCAGGAAGGUACUGGAUUUUUCUAUGAAAUUAAACACAUUUUGGAAAUGAUCCAACAAGGUAACAUUGAGAGUCCAAUUAUGCCACUCAGUGAAACCAUCUCUGUUAUGGAAAUUAUGGAUGAAAUCAGAUCUGUUCAUGGAUUGAUUUAUCCAAAGGAAUUGAACGAAUUGAAUCAACAAUAA